GAGAGAGAGAGAGGAAGGAAAGGCCACGGACAUGUAACAUUGAAGAAAUCAUGAAUCAGUUAGGCCCUAUUGCAGAAAACAAGGAUGCAGAAAGGAAUAGAAUAGAAAUGGGGUUAUGUGAAAAAGAAGAAGAAGGAUAGACAGAUAUGCAUGAUGAUGCAGGGACUCCAUCACCAGCAACAACAGUUAGCAGCCCUCAUCGCCGUUGCUCUUCCCAAAGACGACGCCGCUUCCUCUUCCUCCUCUUCUCCUUCCCCAUCCGAAGACAACGUCUCCUCUCGCCUUGCCGCCAUUAACUCACUCCACCGUGGCAUUCUCUACCCUCCCAACUCUGUCCUCGUCACUCACUCUGCUUCUUUCCUUUCCCAGGGCUUCUCUCAGCUCCUCUCCGACAAAUCCUACUCGGUGCGGCAGGCAGCAGCCACAGCAUAUGGGGCUUUGUGUUCUGUGAUGUGCUCAAUCUCUUUAGCAUCAAAUGGAAGGCAAAAUCAUGUUCUACUUAGUAGUUUAGUUGAUCGGUUCAUUAGUUGGGCAUUGCCAUUGCUUAGCAAUGGGAAUGCUGGAGAUGGCACGACAGAGCUGGCACUGGAAGGCCUCCGUGAGUUUCUUAACAUUGGGGAUGUGGGGGGGAUCGAAAGAUAUGCCUUGCCAAUACUCAAAGCAUGCCAAGAACUUCUUGAGGAUGAGAGAACCUCCUUGAAUUUAUUGCACCAGCUUCUGGGUGUGUUAACUUUGAUCUCAUUGAAGUUUGUUAGAUGCUUUCAACCCCAUUUUGUUGACAUCGUAGAUUUGCUUCUUGGGUGGGCUUUGGUUCCAGACCUUGCUGACACAGAUAGAUGUGUCAUUAUGGACAGUUUUUUGCAGUUUCAGAAACACUGGGUGGGCAAUCUGCAGUUCUCACUGGGAUUGCUGUCCAAAUUCUUGGGUGACAUGGAUGUCUUGCUUCAGGAUGGGAGUCCUGGAACCCCAAAACAGUUUCGUAGGCUGCUUGCGCUGCUUUCUUGUUUUUCUACUGUUUUGCAGUCCACUGCUUCUGGAAUGCUAGAAAUGAACCUACUGGAACAAAUAAGUGAACCCCUUACCACCAUGCUUCCUCAGUUGCUGUGGUGUUUAUCAAUGGUGGGAAGGAAAUUUGGAUGGUCAAAAUGGAUUGGUGAUUCAUGGAAAUGCUUGACUCUCUUGGCAGAAAUUCUAUGUGAAAGGUUUUCCACCUUUUAUCCAAUGGCAGUUGAUACCUUGUUUCAAAGCUUGGAAUUGGACAACAUUACUCACCUUGUAGGAUCUGGGAAGAUCACCUCCUUUCAGGUUCAUGGGGUUUUAAAAACUAAUCUUCAAUUAUUGUCUCUACAAAAGCUUGGUCUGCUCCCAUCAUCCGUGCAGAAAAUAUUGCAAUUUGAUUUGCCUAUAUCCCAGAUGCGUUUGCAUCCAAAUCACUUAGUGACAGGAAGUUCUGCUGCCACUUACAUUUUCUUGCUUCAACAUGGGAAUAAUGAAGUUGUUGAAAAAGCAGUCACCUCUUUGACUGAAGAGCUGGAAUUGUUGAAGGGCAUGCUUGGAAAAAUGAUGGGGCAUGGAAAUGAGGUUCAUGGCAUUAAAUCUCCUAAUUUGUAUUCAAAACUUGAGUUGUUUGCGUUGAUUAAAUUUGAUUUGAAAGUUUUACUAAGUUGUGUUUCUUUGGGUGGGGUUAGCAGUUUGAUUGGCCAACCAGAGAUUGCUGCUUUGUAUCUUAAGAGGUCGGAAAAGCUGAUAUCUUUUAUUAUUGAGAAACUGAAUCCUUUCAAUGUACCCAUUCUGGGCUGUGCCGACUUGGAAGUAAAUGUUAUCAGGACAUUGGAUCAGUUAACCGCAGUCGAAUUCUCAAGCAAGUGCUCUCUACGGAAACAGAUUAGCAAGAAUGAUUCUGUUGAUAUUGCCACAGGAGAAGUUCUGGACAGAAAUGAUUUCAGGGAUGGUCAUUCAAUUUUAGUUAUUGAGCAUCUGAGGAAAUACAGUAUGCUUCUUGUGCAAGCUCUUCAUGUUUCUACUCCUCUUUCUGUUAAAGUAGUAGCCCUUGAAUGGAUCCAAAGAUUUUGUGAGGGUGUUAUUGCUACUUACGAGAAUUCAAAUAUGAAAACUCAUCUUUCUGAGGCAUUCGAGUACAUUGGUGUUUUUGGGAAGUUGGUUUUCUCAGUUUUGGAAGCUGCAUUGGACAGGGAACCAAAAGUGAGAUCUCAUGUUGCAUUAGUUUUGGGCCUGCUCUUGCAAGCAAGACUUAUUCAUCCCAUGCACUUCUAUCCCAUGACUGAAGUGGUCCUUGAAAAACUUGGCGAUCCAGAUGUUGAUAUAAAAAAUGCCUUUGUUAGGCUGCUUACCCAGGUCUUGCCUGUUACAAUGUAUAUUUGUGGUCUACUUGACUGCGGAACAGUUACUGCAUGUAGCCCUAGGUCCAUUGGGCUAGGCAGUAUAUCUAACUUGCACUGGAAGCAAAUUUUUGCCCUGAAGCAGCUACAUCAGCAACUUCACUCACAACAACUUGUUUCCAUUUUGAGUUUCAUUUCACAAAGAUGGAAAGUGCCCCUUUCUUCUUGGGUUCAACGGCUCAUUCAUAGCCGUCGGAUUUCAAAGGACUUUGUUGGUCAACAGGAAGAAACAGGAAAUUUUGGUGUUAAUGGUCUGUGGUUGGACAUAAAAGUGGAUGAAGAUACUCUUGAAAGAAUUUGCUCAGUAAAUAAUUUAGCAGGUGCAUGGUGGGCUAUACAUGAAGCGGCUAGAUAUUGCAUUGCUACACGCCUUAGGACCAACCUUGGUGGCCCCACCCAAACUUUUGCAGCAUUGGAGCGCAUGCUUUUGGACAUCUCACAUGUACUACGGCUUGAUACUGAGCAAAAUGAUGGAAACUUAAAUAUAAUUGGUUCAUCUGCUGCUCACUUCUUACCAAUGAGAUUAUUAUUGGAUUUUGUUGAGGCACUGAAAAAAAUUGUAUAUAAUGCUUAUGAAGGAUCUGCAUUUUUACCAUGUGCUCCUCGGCAGAGUUCCUUGUUCUUUCGGGCAAAUAAGAAAGUCUGCGAAGAAUGGUUUUCUCGCAUAUGUGAGCCAAUGAUGAAUGCUGGAUUAGCACUUCAAUGUCAUGAUGCUACAAUUCAUUACUGUACUUUGCGUUUGCAGGAGCUGAGGAAUCUUGUGCUUUCAACUACAAAGGAUAAGUCUCGGGCACAGGUAGCUGAAUUCCUCCAUAAUAUCAGGGGUAGAUUUUCUGGAGACAUCUUAAGAGUUCUACGCCACAUGGCUUUGGCUCUGUGUAAGAGUCAUGAAUCAGAGGCUUUGUUUGGCCUACAAAAAUGGGCUUCAAUGACAUUUUCUUCAUUGUUUGUUGAGGAAAACCAGAGUUUGAAUCAUAAUGAGAUCUUGGGACCUUUUUCAUGGAUCACAGGGCUUGUAUAUCAAGCAGAAGGCCAGUAUGAAAAAGCUGCCGCUCAUUUUACUCACUCACUGCAGACUGAGGAGUCACUCAAUUCUAUGGGGUCUGAUGGUGUGCAGUUUGCUAUUGCACGCUUUAUUGAGAGUUUUACGGCUGUGUCUGAUUGGAAGUCUCUUGAAUCCUGGCUGUUAGAGCUGCAAAAUCUUCGUGCUAAGCAUGCUGGAAAGAGUUAUUCUGGAGCCCUUACUACAGCUGGCAAUGAAAUAAAUGCAAUUCAUGCCUUGGCCUGCUUUGAUGAGGGUGAUUUUCAGGCAGCAUGGGCAUUCCUUGAUUUGACACCUAAAAGUAGCAGUGAACUCACACUUGAUCCCAAAUUGGCCUUGCAAAGGAGUGAGCAGAUGCUUUUGCAGGCAAUGCUGCUUCAAAAUGAGGGUAAGGUGGAUAAGGUCUCACAAGAAAUACAGAAGGCCAGGUCAAUGCUUGAGGAAACAUUGUCUGUUCUGCCACUUGAUGGGGUAGCAGAGGCAGCUGCACAUGCCACUCAGUUGCAUUGCAUCUUUGCAUUUGAAGAAGGUUAUAAGCAUAAAGACAGCCAAGACAACCCAAAACAGCUUCAGUCAAUUUUAAGUUCAUAUGUCCAAUCAGUGCAGUCUCCAAUUAAUAGAAUUCAUCAGGAUUGUAACCCAUGGUUAAAGAUUCUCCGGGUAUAUCGAACCAUUCUCCCAACUUCUCCAGUUACUCUACAGCUCUGUAUGAAUUUAUUCAGUUUAGCCCGUAAACAAGGAAACUUAUUGUUGGCAAACCGUCUACAUAAGUAUCUUAGAGAUCAUGUAUUUAGCUGUUCUGAAGGGAGGUACCGUGAUUUCUUAAUCUUGAAUAUGCAAUAUGAGGGCAUCCUGCUGAAGCAUGCUGAAAGCAACUUUGAAGAUGCUUUUACAAAUCUUUGGUCAUUUAUACGCCCUUGCAUGGUUAAUUUAAAAAGUACAGUUUCUGAUGUUGAUGAUUGCGUUCUGAAAGCCAAGGCAUGCUUGAAACUCUCAGAUUGGUUGAGACAGGAUUUUUCAGAUUUUAGUUUAGAAAACAUUGUUUUGAGGAUGCAAGCAGAUUUCAACGUAAGUGAUGCUUCUUCUCUUGGUGGAAGUAUGUGCUCCUGCAAUGAUGAGAACCUAAAAUCUAAGCCAAGGUUGAGCCUUGUUAUUGAGGAAAUGGUUGGGACAUUUACAAAAUUGUCUUCUCGUCUCUGCCCCACUAUGGGAAAAUCAUGGAUUUCUUAUGCCUCUUGGUGUUAUAAUCAAGCCAGAAAUUCCCUCUACAACUCAAAUGGAACUGUCCUUCAGUCCCUCUCUUUUUCUCAUGUUCUUUUUCCAGAAAUUCCACCUGAAAGAUUUCGAUUAACUGAAGAAGAGAUCUCAAGAGUGGAAUCUGUGAUUUCCAAGCUCCUUCAGGAAAAGAAUGAUGCAGAAAAUCCAAUUGAUGAUGGGGAAGAGUGGAAAUUUUGGCUUGAAUCUGCAGAACAUUUGAGGAAUGAGAACCCUAUGAAGGCUCUGGUGCAGCAAGUAGUAAAUAUAUUAGAAGCUGCAGCAGGAGCACCAGGAGUGGAAAAUUCUGGUGGUGAAUGCCUUUCUGCCAAACUAGCUUCUCAAUUGCAGAUAUCCUUGCUACGCGCAAAUGCUGGCCUGGAAGAAAGUGAUUUGUCAUCUACAGUUGAUGAUCUAGUUCAUGUUUGGUGGUCCUUGAGGAAGAGAAGAGUCUCUCUUUUUGGGCAUGCAGCUCAUGGAUUUAUACAAUACCUUUCAUACUCAUCUGUGAAACUUUGUGAUGGCCAGUUAGCUGGCUCUGAUUGUGAAUCUUUGAAACAGAAGACAGGAAGCUACACCUUGAGGGCAACCUUGUAUGUCCUACACAUCCUUCUGAACUAUGGAUUGGAGUUAAAAGAUACACUAGAACCGGCUCUUUCAACAGUUCCUUUGUUGCCAUGGCAGGAAAUAACGCCACAAUUGUUUGCUCGAUUAAGUUCUCAUCCUGAACAAGUUGUUAGGAAGCAAUUGGAGGGCUUACUAAUGAUGCUGGCAAAGCUAUCUCCUUGGUCCAUAGUGUACCCAACUCUAGUUGAUGUGAAUGCUUAUGAAGAAGAGCCUUCGGAGGAGCUUCAGCAUGUAGUGGGUUGUUUGAGUAAGCUUUACCCAAGACUAAUUCAGGAUGUUCAGCUCAUGAUCAAUGAACUAGAAAAUGUAACUGUUCUUUGGGAGGAGCUAUGGCUCAGCACACUUCAAGAUCUUCACUCAGAUGUGAUGAGGCGCAUAAAUUUGCUGAAAGAGGAAGCUGCACGAAUUGCAGAAAAUGUCACUCUUAGCCAGGGUGAGAAGAACAAAAUAAAUGCUGCAAAAUACUCUGCCAUGAUGGCUCCAGUUGUUGUGGCCUUGGAACGUCGUCUAGCUUCAACUUCUCGGAAACCUGAAACCCCUCAUGAGAUAUGGUUCCAUGAGGAGUACAGAGAACAACUCAAAUCAGCCAUCUUAACCUUUAAAACUCCUCCAGCAUCUAGUGCUGCACUUGGAGAUGUGUGGCGACCAUUUGAUAAUAUUGCUGCAUCCUUGUCAUCUUACCAAAGGAAGUCAUCAAUUUCCUUGGGAGAAGUUGCACCACAAUUGGCUCUGUUAUCAUCUUCUGAUGUUCCAAUGCCUGGUCUUGAGAGGCAAAUCAUAGCAUCUGAAUCUGAUCGAGGCCUCACUGCUACUCUCCAGGGAAUUGUCACAAUUGCUUCUUUCUCUGAGCAGGUGGCUAUCUUAUCCACCAAAACAAAGCCUAAAAAAAUUGUUAUACUGGGCUCAGAUGGUCACAAGUACACAUAUCUCUUGAAAGGGCGAGAAGAUCUGCGUCUUGAUGCCAGAAUCAUGCAGCUGCUGCAAGCGUUUAAUGGUUUUCUGCGUUCAUCUCCUGAAACUCGUAGUCAUGCUCUUGUCAUUCGCUACUAUUCCGUGACACCAAUUAGUGGUCGGGCUGGACUUAUCCAGUGGGUGGACAAUGUGAUAAGUAUUUAUAGUAUCUUUAAGUCUUGGCAGAAUCGUGCCCAGCUGGCACAUCUCUCUUCUUUAGGUGCUGGUAAUACAAAAAAUUCAGUUCCCCCACCUGUUCCCCGGCCAAGUGACAUGUUCUAUGGUAAAAUUAUACCAGCACUGAAAGAGAAAGGUAUAAGAAGAGUAAUUUCACGAAGAGACUGGCCUCAUGAAGUGAAGAGAAAGGUUCUUCUGGAUCUCAUGAAGGAGGCUCCUAGGCAGCUUCUUCAUCAAGAACUUUGGUGUGCUAGUGAAGGAUUCAAAGCUUUCAGCUUAAAAUUGAAGAGGUAUUCUGGAAGUGUAGCAGCCAUGAGUAUGGUUGGCCACAUUCUGGGCCUGGGUGAUAGACAUUUGGAUAACAUUCUUAUGGAUUUCUUUACUGGGGAUAUUGUACAUAUUGAUUACAAUGUGUGCUUCGAUAAGGGGCAAAGGUUAAAGAUUCCAGAGAUUGUUCCCUUCCGUCUUACCCAGAUGAUUGAAACAGCUUUAGGGCUGACUGGAAUUGAAGGCACCUUCAGAGCAAACUGUGAAGCAGUUGUUGGUGUUCUGCGGAAGAAUAAAGAUAUACUCUUAAUGUUAUUAGAGGUAUUUGUUUGGGAUCCACUUGUAGAAUGGACACGGGGAGAUUUUCAUGAUGAUGCAGCAAUUGGUGGUGAGGAAAGAAAGGGAAUGGAGUUGGCGGUUAGUUUAAGUUUAUUUGCAUCUCGGGUGCAAGAAAUCCGGGUUCCUUUACAGGAACAUCAUGAUCUUUUAUUGGCUACCUUACCAGCUGUUGAAUCUGCUCUUGAGAGGUUUUCAGACAUUCUAAACAAAUACGAGCUUGUUUCUGCUCUUUUUUAUCGUGCUGACCAAGAGAGAUCAAACCUUAUUCUGCAUGAGACAUCUGCAAAGUCAAUUGUUGCUGAGGCAACUUGUAAUUCAGAGAAAACUCGUGCAUCAUUUGAAAUACAGGCACGUGAGUUUGCUCAAGCAAAGGCUGUGGUAGCUGAGAUGGCUCAAGAAGCAACUACUUGGAUGGAGCAACAUGGAAGGAUUCUUGAGGCUUUACGAAGCAGUUUGAUACCAGAAAUCAAAGCAUGCAUAAACCUGAGUAGUAUGCAAGAUGCUUUAUCUCUUACAUCUGCUGUAUUAGUGGCAGGGGUUCCAUUGACCAUUGUUCCUGAGCCCACUCAAGCACAAUGCCAUGAUAUAGAUAGGGAAGUUUCUCAGCUCAUAGCUGAGUUGGAUCAUGGACUCUCUUGUUCUGUAACAGCCCUCCAAGCAUAUUCUUUGGCUUUGCAAAGAAUCCUACCAUUAAAUUACCUCACGACAAGCCCACUACAUGGCUGGGCACAGGUUCUGCAACUGUCUUCAAGUACCCUUUCUUCUGAUAUCCUCUCCAUUACUAUAAGACAGGCUGCUGAACUUGUUGCGAAGGUAAAUGGGGAUGAUUUUGAUUCUAUUAAAUGCGAUCAUGAUGACCUUUGUCUUAAGGUGGAGAAAUAUGCUGUAGAGAUAGAGAAAGUUGAAGAAGAGUGUGCUGAACUGGUAAACUCCAUUGGUUCAGAGACUGAAUCAAAAGCCAAGGAUCGCCUUCUAUCUGCCUUCAUGAAAUACAUGCAGUCUGCUGGUCUUGCAAGGAAGGAAGAUACCAUCUCUUCUGUGCAAUUAGGACAAUUUAAACAUGAUGGUACAAAGGAGGCCAGAUUUCAAGGAGCACUUGAAGAGAAGAAGGACAAGGUGUUAUAUAUUUUGAGUAUAGCUGUAAGCUCUCUGUAUGAUGAGGUUACGCAUAGGGUUCUGGGCAUUUUUAGUAAUUUGGCUGAAAGAAGCAGUGCAGAUAACUGGUUGCAGUCUGAUUUUGGAACUAUUUUCUGCAAAUUUGAAGAGCAAGUAGAGAAAUGCAUACUUGUAGCAGGAUUUGCUAAUGAAUUGCAGCAAGUAAUCAAUGGGGAUAUGCCUACUGUUCGUACAGAUAUAGAACAUUCAAGAUAUUAUUCAGAAAGGAACUGGGCUUCCAUUUUUAGAACAAGUUUACUUUCCUGUAAGGGCUUGGUGGGGAAAAUGACUGAAGAUAUUUUACCAGAUGUAAUUAAAUCCAUUGUUUCAUUUAACUCGGAAGUAAUGGAUGCAUUUGGAUCCCUCUCACAAAUCCGGGGGUCUAUUGAUAUGGCACUGGAACAGCUUGUUGAGGUUGAAAUCGAGAGAGCUUCUUUAGUAGAACUGGAGCAGAAUUACUUUCUCAAGGUUGGUGUCAUUACUGAGCAACAAUUGGCUCUUGAAGAGGCUGCUUUGAAGGGUAGGGAUCAUCUUUCUUGGGAAGAGGCAGAAGAGCUAGCUUCCCAAGAAGAAGCUUGUAGGGCACAGCUGGACCAACUCCAUCAAACAUGGAAUCAGAAGGACAAGAGGACUUCUUCUCUGAUUAAGAAGGAAGCUGUUAUUAAAAAUGCCUUGGUUUCUUCAAAACGCCUAUUUCAAUCUCUUAUUAUUGAUGGUGAGGAAAGGGAGCCUCAAGGUAGGGGUGGCAAAGGUCUAUUGGCAAAACUAGUUAAGCCCUUCUCUGAGUUAGAAUCAAUUGAUAAAGCGCUCUCUUCAUUUGGUGGUUCUGUUGCUUUCUACUCAAGGGCAAUUCCUAAUCCUGCAGAUUUGAUGAGUUCUGCAUAUCCAAUGUCUGAAUAUAUCUGGAAGUUUGACAGCUUGCUGAACAGCCAUACUUUCUUUGUUUGGGAAAUUGGUGUUAUGGAUUCUUUUCUUGAUUCAUGCAUACAUGAUGUAACUUCAUCUGUAGAUCAAAGUUUAGGAUUCGACCAGCUCUUCAAUGUUAUCAAAAAACUUGAAAUCCAACUUCAAGAACAUAUUGUUCAGUACCUUAAAGAGCGUGUAGCUCCUAUUCUAUUGGCUUUGUUAGAUAAAGAAAAGGAGCAUUUGAAGCAAUUGACAGAGGCAACAAAGGAACUUGCUUUUGAUCAAGGGAAAAAAGAUCUUGGGGCUCUGAAAAAGGUGCAACUCAUGCUUGAGGAAUACUGCAAUGCACAUGAAACUGCCAGUGCAGCAAGAUCAGCAGCUUCUCUUAUGAAAAGGCAGGUGAAUGAGCUUCGGGAGGCUGUUCUCAAGACUAGCCUAGAGAUUGUUCAAAUGGAGUGGAUGCACGAUGUUUCGUUGACCUCAUCACAUAAUAACAGGGUCAUAUGGCAGAAGUUUAUUGCAAAUGAUGAUAGCUUGUAUCCCAUUAUCCUGAACCUAAACAGACCCAAAUUAUUGGAAAGUAUGCAAUCUGCUGUAUCAAAAAUAGCUAGGUCAGUGGAAUUCCUGCAAGCCUGUGAAAGAACUUCCAUAACAGCAGAAGGACAGCUUGAGAGAGCCAUGGGAUGGGCCUGUGGUGGCCCAAAUUCAAGUGCAACUGGAAACACCUCAACUAAGAGUUCUGGAAUUCCUCCUGAAUUCAAUGAUCACCUUACGAGGCGAAGACAAUUAUUAUGGGAAGUUCGAGAAAAGGCAUCCGAUAUGAUCAAAAUUUGUGUAUCAGUAUUGGAGUUUGAAGCAUCAAGAGAUGGCAUCUUUCGGAUUCCUGGUGGUGAUGGCAGGACAUGGCAGCAAGCUUACUUCAAUGCACUAACAAGACUAGAUGUCACUUAUCAUUCAUUUACACGUACUGAGCAAGAAUGGAAACUUGCACAAAGCAGUGUGGAAGCUGCUUCAAAUGGCUUGUAUACUGCAACUAAUGAACUCUGCAUUGCUUCUGUUAAAGCAAAGUCGGCAUCAGCUGAUUUACAAAGCACUGUUCUUGCAAUGAGGGAUUGUGCCUAUGAAGCCAGUGUUGCUCUCUCUGCUUUUAGUCGUGUUACGAGGGGCCAUACUGCUUUGACUUCUGAAUGCGGUUCCAUGCUUGAAGAGGUUCUGGUAAUUACUGAAGGUCUCCAUGAUGUUCAUAGUUUAGGAAAGGAGGCUGCUGCAGUACACCAUUCUCUCAUGGAAGAUCUUUCAAAGGCAAAUAUGGUCCUUCUUCCACUUGAAUCAGUGUUGUCUAAGGAUGUAGCAGCUAUGACUGAUGCUAUGACUCGAGAAAGAGAGACCAAGUUGGAAAUAUCCCCCAUUCAUGGUCAAGCCAUUUACCAGUCCUAUUGUUUAAGGAUUAGAGAGGCUUGUCCGGCCUUUAAGCCCUUGGUACCAUCACUUACAUUCUCUGUGAAGGGACUCUAUUCCAUGUUAACCAGGCUGGCACGAACUGCAAGUCUACAUGCUGGGAAUCUUCAUAAAGCGCUUGAAGGACUAGGAGAAAGCCAAGAAGUUAGGUCCCAAGAAAUUAAUUUGUCAAGGACAAACCUUGCAAGUGAUGCCUCUCAAUCCGGUAACAAAGACAGAGAGAUCUUCUCCAGAUCUGAUGAGGGAAAUGCUGAGGAUUUGCUUGGUGUAGCUGGAUUGUCCUUGCAAGAUAAAGGCUGGAUAUCCCCACCAGAUAGUGUCUAUAGUAGCAGCUCAGAAUCUGUCAUCAUCUCAGAUGAAGCAAGUCUUCCAGAUAGCCACACUGCUCCAGCAGAAAUGAUGGCACGGCUCUCAUAUGGGUCUAAUAGCAGAGAGGGCACAGAUUACUUGAACUCUGUUUCAUCUUCUGGGACUGAUUUCCAAGAAAUCUCAUUGAAUUGUGGGCAGUCAGAGUCUAAGUACACGGAGUACGAUAACAGCGAUGCUAGUUCUGUCAAAUCUCCAACUAAUGAGCCAAGUGAACAUCUGAAAGCUGCGGCAUCACCAAAGAAUGAAUCCAUAACUGUCAUUGACACUUCCAAGUCUUUGAAUGAGGAAGACUUUGAGGGUAAAGAUGAAACAUCCUCAUCAAAUCAAGUUAAGAUUGAAGAUGAAAAUCGGGAGGCCCGACUUCCUAAUACAGAUGCUGGCAGCCGAAUAGCCCGAGGUAAAAAUGCCUAUGCAAUUUCAGUUCUAAGGCGAGUUGAGAUGAAACUAGAUGGCCGAGAUAUUGCUGACAACAGAGAAAUUAGUAUUGCAGAGCAAGUGGAUUAUUUACUUAAGCAAGCCACAAGUAUAGAUAAUCUCUGCAACAUGUAUGAAGGUUGGACGCCCUGGAUUUGAACUUAUGAGGCCUGCCAUUAUAGCUAAAAAUGCUGGUCUCUAGUAAUUUUGUAAAAGAGGGAGUCUCAGAUCUGCAAGGUCACACCAUUCACUUGUCGUACUGAAGAUCUAGCGACUUGAACCUCUCAUCCACCCAGGAAGUCGGCCAGUGCAUCUCUCAGCGAGCUUUAUUUCUUGACUUUACCAAUGUGGUAUCACCUGCUUCCAGCUCAUAAGAGACCACUUCUGGUGAGAAAUUUGCUAUGGCUGCUGAGAGAUUCUGUAUAAGGUGCCCUACCCAAGUAGCCUGAUGCAUGUUCUGUUGGGCCCAUGCCCUCCCUCAGGGAUCAGUGGUUUCUCAGGAAAAUGAUAUACUCCAAGCCUGUCCAA
Messenger RNA from Vitis riparia (riverbank grape), 11886 nucleotides. RefSeq lists its product as uncharacterized. Lineage: Eukaryota; Viridiplantae; Streptophyta; Magnoliopsida; Vitales; Vitaceae. Gene Ontology annotation, cellular component: nucleus. Gene Ontology annotation, molecular function: protein serine/threonine kinase activity; protein binding. Gene Ontology annotation, biological process: phosphorylation; nuclear-transcribed mRNA catabolic process, nonsense-mediated decay. The record is from RefSeq and is a predicted model, not a curated record.